AUGGUGGCAGCGGUCGCUGCAGAUUUGAGAGAUCCGGCAGCGCAACAAAUUAUUACAUUUAAACAGAGAAACAAGAGUCCUAUUGGUAUAAUAACAACAAGUGCAGGAGCACCCGUUGAACACAGUGAGGCAUUAAACACUUUAAAUACAAGACUUAUAUUCAAUGAAUACUUCAUGGACACUAUGACUCAUCUUGUUCGUGAAAGAAUACCGGAACGAUUAGUUCAUGCAAAGGCCGGUGGGGCUUUUGGUUAUUUCGAAGUAACACAUGACAUAACACAUAUCUGCAAAGCUAAAUUAUUUAGUAAAAUAGGCAAGAAAACACCCGCAGCUGCAAGAUUUUCACCUGUAGUUGUCGAAAGAGGCGGUAGUGAUACAUCACGCGAUGCUAGAGGUUUUGCUGUGAAGUUUUAUACGGAAGAUGGAAACUUCGAUAUAGUCGGUUUCAACACACCUAUGUAUGUAUACAACGACCCUCGUUUAUUUUCUACAUUCGUUCGCGCACAAAAGAAAAAUCCAGCGACCAAUCUUUUUGAUGCCAACACCUUGUGGGACUUCCUUACUUUGCAACCCGAAAGCCUACACAUGUUUUUGUUAGUUUUCGGAGAUCGUGGUAUACCCGAUGGUUAUCGUCAUAUGCCUGGUUUUGGAAUUCAUACUUAUCAAGUUGAAAAUGAACAUGGUGACAUCCAUUUCGUAAGAUUUCACUUUGUGCCUGAUGCUGGUAUCAAAAAUUUAAGAGCCGUAGAUGCUCAGAAAAUAGGAGCAGAAGACCCUGAUUAUAAUACGAGAGAUUUGUAUAAAGCUAUAGGCAAUGGUGAUUUUCCAAGUUGGACAGUAAGUGUUCAAGUGCUAACUAUCGAAGAUAUUAAAAAAUCUGACUUUAACGUAUUUGAUGUCACAAACGUAAUUCCUUUAGAUGAAUAUCCUUUACACCCCGUUGGUAAAUUUGUCCUGAAUAAAAAUGCGGUGAAUUACUUCGCAGAAAUAGAGCAAUUAGCGUUUAGUCCAGCAAAUCUAGUUCCUGGUAUACUUGGAGGACCAGACAAAGUUUUUGAAGCAAGACGUUUAGCGUAUCGGGAUGCCCAGUAUUACCGAUUAGGUGCCAAUUUCAACAGGAUACCCGUAAACUGUCCUUUCAGAACAAAAACUUUUGUAUACAAUAGAGAUGGUCGCCCUCCAGUUAAAGAUAACGAGAAAGAUAUUCCCAACUAUUUUCCUAACUCAUUUAAUGGUCCUGUUCCUUAUAUUGAUAAGAAAAGAACAGAAUUGAUUGAAAUUACAGAAAAUGAACCAGAUAAUUUUAAACAAGCAACUGAAUUGUAUGUUAAUGAGAUGACGAGUGAGGAACGAACUAGGUUGGUUGAAAAUGUUUUGUACAGUCUGGCACCAGCGACGGCACGUCUUAAAGAAAGAGCAGUAAAAUUAUUCUCAAUAAUUCAUCCAGAUUUGGGUUUCCGAAUAGAGCAGGGACUACAAGCGAAUACAACAAAAAGUGAUGUAUACAAUGAAUGGAAUAAUUGGAGUUAG
Molecule: messenger RNA, 1530 nt
Organism: Vanessa tameamea
Lineage: Eukaryota; Metazoa; Arthropoda; Insecta; Lepidoptera; Nymphalidae
Product: catalase-like
Exons: 2
Coding region: 1-1530 (509 amino acids)
Biological process (GO): response to hydrogen peroxide; hydrogen peroxide catabolic process
Cellular component (GO): peroxisome; cytoplasm; mitochondrion
Molecular function (GO): heme binding; catalase activity
Source: RefSeq, a predicted model, not a curated record